Messenger RNA from Pichia membranifaciens NRRL Y-2026, 1104 nucleotides. RefSeq lists its product as hypothetical. Bases 1 to 1104 code for a protein of 367 amino acids. Lineage: Eukaryota; Fungi; Ascomycota; Pichiomycetes; Pichiales; Pichiaceae. The transcript has a single exon. The record is from RefSeq and is a predicted model, not a curated record.
AUGGAGAGAACAAAACUAGAGGUUGGCAGAGAGGCAAAAAGAGAGUUUAGGAAAAGGGGGUCGGCGAGACGUGAGCUGGAUUUGGACGACCUAGUGCUUGACUUGCCGCCACCGCUGCCGCCACAUAAGACUGUUUUGUCCGACGCCGACGCUGAAAGGAACGAUGAUGGCGAAGCAGAAAAAGCUGCUGAUAGACUUUUAGAGACAGCCUCCCCAAAUAAGAAGCCUAAAGAUGCACUAGGAUUAGAAGAAGAAACGGAGUUUCCGCAUCUACCUCCACCACGCGUCAUCUCCGAGGCGGAGAGAAGAGUCGUCGAGAAACACAGGGAAUUGGCGGCUAGACGGCUGCAGCAGAGGCUGGAGGAGAAGCAGAUGGUUAUACGUGAGGCAAAGCACGUGAAACAUAUCAAGAGAACGGCGGCGGUGCGGUCGAAAUCCAUUAAGCUCAAAUAUCGCAGGAUGCCUUCCAACAAGGCAAGGUUGAUUUACACAGAUGUGAUCUCCCAAGUGAUUAAGGACUAUCUACGUGCACCCAGUACGGUAGAAAGAUACACUUCUGGUGUAGCAGGCCGACUGCACGAAACAGCAAAGAAGAAAAAGCGUGGGCGGAAAAGCAAGAAACUGCAACAGACUGAGUCCAGCUCGGAUAAAGAAAUCAAGCAGAGAGCUAAAACAGCUCUGAAAGAGUACUACGACCGUGUGAACGAGUACUUCACCAGUUUGAUCGACUUACAGCUCUCAAACGCUCUUAUACGAAGCGACCUUGAAAAGAUAAACGCAGAAAAGGAUAAGCUGCGCAUGCAGAUAUUUGAACUCCGGAAAGAGAGGGGGGUGGUUGGGUUAGAAAUCACGGAGGUGAGAGACGAAUUCCGAAGGCUCAAUUCCCAUUUUUCCGUGCAGGAUAAGCAUUACAAGCAACUCAUCACGCUCCAAGAGGAAGGCUCGUUUUCGAAACAGGGUGAAGUCCUGUCACAAGACAAGCUCAUUGAUGAAAUCAACUACCGGUUGGACAAGUACGGCAACAUGCCAAAUACGACGCCCAGCUGUCUGAAAUCCCUGAGAAGAAUCAACGCUCUUCUCGGCGAGUUGCCAUCAGAAAAAUAG